AUGUCGAAAUCAUCUUCUCAGGAUCCUCUUGAUCGCUCUAGUGCGGAAAUUGGUUUCGAGGUCUCCUUAGCUCUUCUCAUGGGCCUCUCAGUCAUGUUCGGUAACUUGCUUGUUGUGUUUGUUAUCAAUAAAGACUCCAGGCUCCAUAACGUCACCAACAUGUUGAUAAAUAAUUUGGCAUUGACGGACAUCACCAUGGCGACGAUUUCCAUGCCAUUCUGGAUAGUGUGCCUGUAUACAGGAUCUUGGAUUUUCAGUCAGAAGUUGUGUCAGAUAGCUGGAUCAGUUUUGACUAUUUUGGCUUAUACUUCCAUAUUUACGAUGGGAUUGAUAGCCAUCAAUCGCUACCUACAGGUAGUGAAACCAAUCCUGUACAGGAAAGUUUUCCCUGGUAAAAGAGCUGCUCGGCUAUAUUGUGUUCUCGUUUGGCUAGUAGCAACUGUUAUCGCCAUACCUUUUCUUGGCGGAUGGGUUGGGGUAUCGUAUAAUACAAGAGCUAGCAUUUGUACUGCAGAGUCCAGUGUAUACAGAUCAUUGAUUGUGGGCACAUUUAUUACCGGGAUCAUGAUGACAAUAUUUUAUUGUUAUUUCAAAAUUUACAAAGCUGUGAAAGAGAGUACAGAAAAUCUCAAUUCUCAUGAUCAAGAAAAUGGUGUCAGCACCAUAAACAAUUCUCGCCGCUUCGAUGUCACCGACAUAAACAUUUUAAAGACAUGCUUCACCGUGGCUUGUGCCUUUUUUAUAACAUGGUCUCCGAUCUCCUUCUUCGCUGCAAGAAGGACAGAUCUUCCUCAAAAGGUCUACACAGCAAGUACUUACUUGAUGUUCUCGAGCAGUCUGCUAAAUCCAUUUAUCUAUGGCAUUAUGAAUCCGCGGUUUAAACGGGCAUUUAAGAGAGCUCUUCAAUGCGGUUGCAAUGGUAACGCGAAUACGGAUGAUUAUCAAGCAAGGAAUGAAGCAAGACGCGAGCAUUCAGGAGAAAUACAGGCCGCAGCGUAG
This is a messenger RNA of Stylophora pistillata, 999 nucleotides long. RefSeq names its product melatonin receptor type 1A-A-like. Gene Ontology annotation, molecular function: G protein-coupled receptor activity. Lineage: Eukaryota; Metazoa; Cnidaria; Anthozoa; Scleractinia; Pocilloporidae. The record is from RefSeq and is a predicted model, not a curated record. Gene Ontology annotation, cellular component: membrane. Gene Ontology annotation, biological process: G protein-coupled receptor signaling pathway.